This is a messenger RNA of Acanthopagrus latus (yellowfin seabream), 3244 nucleotides long. RefSeq names its product inositol polyphosphate-5-phosphatase B (gene inpp5b). Bases 199 to 2916 code for a protein of 905 amino acids. The record is from RefSeq and is a predicted model, not a curated record. Gene Ontology annotation, molecular function: phosphatidylinositol-4,5-bisphosphate 5-phosphatase activity; inositol-1,4,5-trisphosphate 5-phosphatase activity. Gene Ontology annotation, cellular component: cytosol; membrane. NCBI's taxonomy places the organism in Eukaryota, Metazoa, Chordata, Actinopteri, Spariformes, Sparidae. The transcript has 23 exons. Gene Ontology annotation, biological process: phosphatidylinositol dephosphorylation; signal transduction.
GCGGAGGAAGAAGAAGAAGAAGAAGAAGAAGAAGAAGAAGAAGAAGAAGAAGAAGAGGAGAGCGAACAUCUGGAUCUAAAAGGGAGGAAUAAUGCGGGAUUACGCGGGACUCCUGAGGCUUUCACGCGUCAGUGUGAACUGAAGCUCCUGCGGGUGUUUUCGUGAGGGGAAGAAGAAGUUGGCACACAAAUCUUCGGCAUGGAUCAGUCCGUCGCGAUUCAGGAAACAUUGGAAAGGGAAGAAAACUGCAUCAUAGCUGUCCAGUGUGACGUCCUCUUUGACGACAUCACAGAGAGCAGACUGCUGGGACUGGUGGAGUCCGCAGAGGAACAUGCAAUCUUUAUUUACACCCAUCGAAGGAUGGCCAUUACUGCCGACGACGUGUCACUGGAGGACGUCAUACCCAUCUGCCUCGACUUUGCUGUUGUGGAGGUUUCCUCACCAGAGGAACUUGCGGUAGUGGGUGGUGAUACCAGAGUGAGGGUAAGCUACCAGGAAGAGGAGUUGGAGCUCAGACUUCCUUUCGGGUCUCACUCGCGGCUCUUCCUCGGCGAGGUCAACAGGGCGUGGAGCGAUGUUUGCAAGUCUCCCACACAGGUACCGAAGUUCGAAUGGAUCAACAAGUACCACAAAGGACCCAGAGGCCAGGGAGUUGUCAAACAGGCACUCACACCCCUGAGCACAACGCUCAAUAAACUCAGCCAGCACCGGAAAACAGAGAAAUCCUCGGACAAAAAGGGAACUUCAGAAAAGGAGAAAGGUUCUAACAGUGGCAUACAGAAGUCCAGAGCACCUUUAAGCCAAGAGAGUCAGGGCAUUUCCAGUCGAGAGGACCGGGAUGACCUGGUGCGCUCCUCUAGCCACACCCCAUCUAACAAAGCUCAGAUACUGGCCAUGCCACAGUUCGGCCUGCGCGACAACCUUAUCAGGUGUGAGCUGCUGAAGAAUGAGGACCUUUACACUUACCUGGAGGACUUCAGCUUUUUCCUCGGCACAUACAAUGUCAAUGGACAGCCGCCGAAGGAAAGCCUCAGUCCUUGGCUGAGCCACACUCCCAACCCUCCUGACAUAUACUGCGUGGGUUUUCAGGAGCUUGACCUCAGCAAAGAGGCUUUCUUCUUCAAUGACACCCCUAAAGAGAUGGAGUGGACAAAGGCUGUGUCUGAGGCCUUGCAUCCAGAUGCCAAGUAUGCCUUAGUGAAGCUGGUGCGUCUGGUGGGCAUCAUGCUCAUCUUCUAUGUGAAGAAGGAACACGCAGAGUUCAUCUCCGAUGUGGAGGCUGAGACUGUGGGCACUGGCAUCAUGGGAAGGAUGGGAAACAAGGGUGCUGUGGCAAUCCGUUUUCGCUUCCACAACUCUGAUAUCUGCGUGGUCAACUCUCACCUGGCUGCCCACAUUGAAGAAUACGAGAGACGUAAUCAAGACUAUAAGGACAUUUGCAGUCGCCUCCAGUUUCGGCCACUUGACUUUACCCAGCCUCCACUUACGAUCAUGAAGCACGAUGUGAUUCUAUGGAUUGGGGACCUCAACUACAGGAUAAGUGAUCUUGAUGUCGACAAUGUGAAGGAGCUAAUCAGCAAGAAGGAAUUUGAAACGCUGCACAGUUAUGAUCAGCUCAAGCGGCAGAUCGAUGAGGAGGCUGUCUUUGUCGGCUUUGUAGAAGGAGAAAUUGAUUUCCAGCCCACCUACAAAUAUGACACCGGCUCCGACAUGUGGGAUACAAGUGAAAAAUGUCGCGUGCCUGCAUGGUGUGACCGUAUCCUGUGGAGAGGGAAGAACAUCAAGCAACAGCAUUAUCAGAGUCACAUGGCUCUGAAGACCAGUGACCACAAACCAGUCAGUUCCCUGCUCAUCGCUGGGAUCAAGAGGAUAAACACUGAAGCCUAUAAGAAGACAUUUGAAGAGAUUGUACGCAAUAUAGACAAAAUGGAGAAUGAGUGUAUUCCAUCGGUAACCUUGGCCAAGCAAGAGUUCCACUUUAAAGAUGUGAAAUACAUGCAGCACCAGGCAGAGACAUUGAGCCUCUUCAAUGACGGGCAGGUCCCGUGUCAGUUUGAGUUUAUCCAGAAGCCGAAUGAGUCCACGUACUGCAAGCCCUGGCUCACAGCCAACCCCCCCAAAGGCUUUAUCGCUCAGGGUGGUUCUGUGGACAUUGAGCUUGAGGUUUUUGUGAACCGCUCAACGGCACCUGAUCUCAACUCUGGCAAGGAGCAGAUCGAAGAUAUCCUUGUGCUGCACCUGGAGCGUGGCAAGGACUACUUCAUCCCUGUGACAGGGAACUACCUGCCCAGCUGCUAUGGCACCUCAAUCCAUUCAUUGUGUCACAUGAGGGAACCCAUCCAGGACAUGCCACAAGAGACCCUCCACAAACUGGCGGAGAUGUCAGUAAAGGAGAAUGUAGCAAACGCUGAAAAGCCUCUAGACAUUCCUAAAGAACUCUGGAUGAUGGUGGAUCACUUGUUUCGCAAUGCAAUCCAACAGGAAGACAUAUUUCAGCAACCUGGGCUUCGGAGUGAAUUUGCUGACAUAAGAGAUUGCCUUGACACUGGCAUGCCAGAUUCCCUCCCGGGUAGUAACCACUCAGUGGCAGAAGCCUUGCUUCUAUUCCUAGAUGCCCUCCCAGAGCCUGUGGUUCCCUUCUCCUUUUACCAACAGUGCCUCGAAAGCUGCUCCAAUGCCAGUCAGUGUGAGAAAACAAUAUCCAUGCUACCUCAGUGCCAUCAAAAUGUGUUCAACUAUUUAGCUGCCUUUCUCCGUGAGCUAUUGAAGAAUUCUGCUGUCAACCGGUUAGAUGUCAACAUCUUAGCCACCAUUUUUGCCUCCUUGCUCCUGAGGUCACCAACAAAGCAGGAUCUUGCAGAAAAGCGGAAGACUCAGGAGUUCUUUCAGCACUUCCUGACACAAGGGUCCACUUAGAUGGAGGACUGAAGCUGAACACUAAAAACUGUACAGUCCAGUAUUUGAAAUAAAUUGUAAUGAUUUGUUAUAUUUUUUAGAUGGCUCUUUGUAUAGAUGCAGAGUAUAAUUACUGUAAGUGACAGUUCUUAAUCUGAUAUUAGGUUGUUUCAGAGCAAUGUUUGUCAGCUGUUGAUGCACAAAGUUUAUUGUAUAUCAUUGAGCAUCUGUAGAGAUAACAAUUUUUAAUGUAUAUUUUAUUUAAAAAAAUGUAUUUUAAUGUUUCUGAUCUCAACAUCAUGUUGUUUUUCUAUAUAAAACUAUUAGAAACAAGAUGUGUGUCACUGUU